Molecule: messenger RNA, 1208 nt
Organism: Vicia villosa (hairy vetch)
Lineage: Eukaryota; Viridiplantae; Streptophyta; Magnoliopsida; Fabales; Fabaceae
Product: haloacid dehalogenase-like hydrolase domain-containing protein At2g33255
Exons: 4
Coding region: 167-880 (237 amino acids)
Source: RefSeq, a predicted model, not a curated record
GAAACAAUUGUAAAAGUAAAUAAAAAAUGUUGAGGACACCAAAACCAGAAAUUUGGCAAUUGGCAUCACCAUUCACCACCCAUCCACCCAAAAAAUCACAAAUAAUAACAACAAAAUAUUCUCAUUAUCCAACCAUUCUACUCUACUCUACUUAGAUACCAGAUAGAUGCCAUUGCUCUCUUCCGCCAAGGCUUUCCUCCUCUUUCCCCGAAUGUCACACUCCGCCACCAAAACGCGCCUCAGAGGUGUCGUUUUCGACAUGGACGGCACACUCACCGUCCCCGUCAUCGAUUUCAUCUCCAUGUACAAAGCCGUCCUCGGCGACGACGAGUAUCACCGCAUCAAAGCCUCAAACCCCGCCGGAAUCGACAUCCUGAACCUCAUCGGCGACUGGCCUUCGCAUCAGCAACGCCAAGCCUAUGAUACCAUCGCCCGUUUCGAACAAGACGCUCUGGAUAAGCUCCAAAUCAUGCCCGGUGCUGCUGAACUUUGUAACGUUCUUGAUUCGAAGAGAAUGAGAAGGGGAUUGAUCACGCGGAAUAUGAAGUCUGCUGUUGAUUUGUUCCACCAACGGUUUGGGAUUACAUUUUCUCCAGCAUUAAGCAGGGAGUUUCGGCCUUUUAAACCCGAUCCAGCUCCAUUACUGCAUAUUUGUUCUCUUUGGGAUGUUCAACCUAAUGAAGUAAUAAUGGUUGGGGAUAGCCUUAAAGAUGAUGUGGUUUGUGGAGGGCGAGCAGGAGCACACACGUGUUUGCUUGAUCAAACUGGAAAAUAUGAUUCUCCCGAGUUUGCUAAUUUUGAUUUCAAACCAGAUUUUAAGGUAACUUCUCUUGCUGAAGUUUACUCGAUUCUGGAGAGAAACUUUGAGUUGUCACCAUGAUGCCGAGUAUUGUACGCAGCAUUCACUUUGUGGUUUGUUAUAUAAGAUUCUGGAGGAGGUGACAUAUACAUUUGGGGGUAGUUUUAUUCCUCAUCUCAUGUAAGGUCAUGAAAAAAAAUCUGAGAAAAUUUUUAGUUGGAGCAUUUCAUAGGUGAGAUUUUUUAUAAUAUUGUUGUAAUAUAUCUUGGACAGUUAGUGCCAAGUUUCAUAGACUUCUUAAGAAGGGCAUCAAUGCCACAAAAUUGUGGCAACUUCCCAAAAUUAAUGUCUUCUGAAUUGUAAGUGAUGCUAGUAGAGAAGAAAUUGAUUCUCAUCGCAAUUUGAUCUA